Messenger RNA from Chiroxiphia lanceolata (lance-tailed manakin), 1731 nucleotides. It is a transcript of the gene TDP2, whose product is annotated as tyrosyl-DNA phosphodiesterase 2. Gene Ontology annotation, cellular component: cytoplasm; PML body. Gene Ontology annotation, biological process: double-strand break repair. The transcript has 7 exons. NCBI's taxonomy places the organism in Eukaryota, Metazoa, Chordata, Aves, Passeriformes, Pipridae. The coding region runs from base 231 to 1358 and encodes 375 amino acids. The record is from RefSeq and is a predicted model, not a curated record. Gene Ontology annotation, molecular function: single-stranded DNA binding; protein binding; 5'-tyrosyl-DNA phosphodiesterase activity.
GAGAGGAGAGAGCGGCGUUUAAACGAGCAGCCCGGCGGGACGCGCUCCCUGCCUCCCGAGUGCCCGUACCUUGCGGAGCACCCGGUCGAAGCCCUGCGACUCCAGCAUGUACUUCAUGGCCUCCCUCAGGGAUUCCACCGUCAACCCCAUGCUGCCACCCGGUCGAUCGCUGCCCGCCCGCGCCCCGGAACAGCAACGCCGGCGGGCGGUGCUUACCGCCGCCUUCCAACAUGGAGGAGACGGCGGCGGCAGAGGGGCGGCGGGAGGAGCUGGUCCAGGCAGCCCGGGACCCACCGCCGGCGGCGCGGGAGGAGGGUGAGGAUGAGGAGGCGCUGCACGUCGCCAAACGGAGGAAGGUGCUGUGCUCCGAGUUCUCCGCCAUCACCAGCAGCGACGUGGCGGUGGCGCGUAGCUUCUUGGCCGGCAGCGACUGGCACAUGGAGAGGGCGCUGAACGCCUACUUCGAAUCGCCGCUGGAGACGGAGGGGGCGGCAGGCGGGGCGGCCUCCGCGGACUCCGGCACCUGUAUUGACCUCACAGCAGAUGCAACUACUAGUAAUACCGGUGUCAAUAGUGCAGACCCAGAGCAAAAAGAAGAUGACAGUAACUUCUCACUGAUAACCUGGAACAUUGAUGGGCUGGAUCUAGGAAAUCUGAAAGAACGAGCUAGAGGGGUCUGUACGUACCUGGCAUUAUACAAUCCAGACGUUGUGUUUUUACAAGAGGUCAUCCCACCACAUCUCUGUCUUCUACAGAUGAAAGCAGGCAGUUACACUAUUAUUCCAGGUAACAUGGAUGAGUAUUUCACUGUCAUAAUGUUAAAGAAAUCCAGAGUGAAGCUACUGAAACAUGAGAUAAUACCUUUUCCAACAACUGCCAUGAAGAGGAACCUUUUGGUUGUGCAUGUGAGCAUAUCUGGUAAUGAACUUUGCCUUAUGACCUCUCAUCUGGAGAGCACUAAAGAUCACGCUAAGGAACGUACAAAGCAGCUGCAAAUAGUGUUAAACAGAAUGCAGGAGGAGUCUGAGUCCACCACUGUUAUAUUUGGAGGGGAUACAAACCUCAGAGACAGCGAGGUUGCUAAACUUGGUGACUUACCUAAAAAUGUUACGGAUAUCUGGGAGUUUUUGGGUAGACCACAACACUGCCGCUAUACUUGGGACACCCACUCCAAUACCAACCUAAAUGCACCAUACAAGUGCAAGAUGAGAUUUGACCGUGUUUACUUUCGGCCUGCAGUGGAAGGGGGAAAUAUUAUUCCUCGAAGUAUGGACUUAAUCGGCUUGGAAAAACUAGACUGUGGCAGAUUCCCUAGUGAUCACUGGGGUGUUUUGUGUAAUUUUGAUGUGAUAUUAUAAAAACGUAAAAAGGCUUGCAUCGUUAGUUUUUACAUGACUUAUUCUUGUUUUUACAAAAUUCUACCUUCUCAGUUUAAGUAGGGUGUAUUUAAAUUUUCAGCCCUAACAUAUGCUCUGCUCUUGACUUUGGCAGGAAUGGCUUCAUUUCAGGCUAGAGUUCCCUCUUCCUUAUUGUUUGCAUCUGCUCUUGAAUCACAUUUUUAAAUAUUUUUUUUUAAGAAUAUCCGCAAAUACUGAACCAAAUUCUAGUUUUAAAAUGGGAGGAGAAACCUGUAAAUACAAUUCACAAACAUACUCAGUGGUUUUAAAAGCACUUUUAUUUUGGCAUAUAUUAUGAUCUUAUAAUAAAACCUGCUUUUUUAUUUUAAAACUA